AUGCUUUUCCUCCGUCGACAAUACGCGACCUCGUUCCGCUCUCGCCAUUAUGUGCCUAAGAAGACGAAUGAAAAGCCUAAAACUCUCCAUCCGCUCGAGCCCCAUGUCCUUUCUGGCCGACUCAAAAAGCUUGCAGACAAGAACCAGCUCGAUGUCGCCGUUUCCAUGUUGAAAAACGCUCCAUUGGCUGCACAAAACACGCCGGUGUGGAAUACGCUGAUAUGGGAGUGCUCCAAGGCCCGUAGAUUCAAGCUUGCCUACGAGCUUUUCACCGACAUGAAGCGCCGAGGGUUCAGUGCCACUACAAGGACAUUCCAAACGAUGUUUACUGGCCUGUCACACAUUGAAGACUGGUCAACCCAUCAACAACAACUUAAAAACGCCCGUUCGUUGUAUAGCGCCUACCAAAGGCACGCCGAAGAUCUCAAGAAACGUGAUCCACGCAACGCGGAACUUGAGAUAGACCCAUUACCAGCCUACGCGACUAUCCUAGGCAAUGCUGAGCAAUUUGACGAGCUUUUCGCCCUGUACUAUGUCAUAACCAAAAACGGACCUCCAACCAAGUUCUUAAUGACUGCAAUCUUCCGGGCCCUGUCCAGCGACAAAGCAUCACCCGAGCAAAGCCAGAAAAAUGCGGAGGAUGCAAGGGUUCUGUGGCGAGAGAUGCUCAAAUUUCCCAAGCUUGACGUCGACGGAGCUCUGGUCACCUCUGCAGUUCUUGCACUAUCUAAAGGACAACUGGCGGAGGAGAAACUUGCCUUUCAGCUUUUAAGGGAGCAUUUUGGGCUCAGUUUGUCUGGCGAGCCCCGUGCAUCGUCAAAACUUGCCUUGACUCCACCAAGUCUUGCUGCCGCGCUGUCCUUAUGCUUCAACCGCGAAAAACCACAAGAGGCAAUCCAUUUUUUCCACCAAGUCCUCAAAAGACCAGGAGUCGAUGGCGGGGCCGACAUCAUUGACCGUGGACACAUGGAAAUCGUGUUUAAAGCAAUCCAGUCUACGGGUUCUGCUCGGCUUGCUUUGGAGACUCUCGAUUGGAUGUCAACCCAGAGGUCGUCGCGCAACGGUGUAAGACUGGAGCCCACACGCUGGAUAUAUAUCCUCGUUCUGCUCACGUGCCAGAAGGCGGCGGACUGGACUAUCGCAACGCGGGUUUUCAACAUGAUGACGGGCUACCAUUGUCAUGAUUUCAUGGAUGGCGCUGUCUCUUCUGCUCCUCGACAAAGCCGGCGACCUGACGCCUUUGGGCCAGAUCCGGAAACCAUGUCUGCCAUGCUGCGAGUCGCCCGCUCCACCGAGAAUGGCGCCAACAUGCGGCAAUGUUUGCGUCUGGUCAAUUAUCUCGACUCGGUUGGCGAGGGCCUGUUUAUCCGAAAGUCGAGGAACUUGCCGGAAAGCACGCGCACUCUCAAGAAGUGGGCCUUCGACGUGGUGAAAAUGUCUGAGGCUGUCGUCGAAACAGUCGACUGGGUGAAUGCCAACAGUAGAUCAACAAGCGAUGUUGAGACUACGAGAUGGUCUCAUUUACGACGCGUUUCUCUGGGUAUUCUUUCCCAGAAGUCCCAAAGCAGGGAGGGGGACGGAGACUGGCGCGUUCGAAAGCUUUCAAGGUCUGAUCGUAGACUUGCUUUGAGGCCGUCAACGCGGGAGAAGACGCGGCCAUUAACAAGCUAUGAAAAAGGGUUUGGAUCAUAA
Messenger RNA from Mycena indigotica, 1692 nucleotides. RefSeq lists its product as uncharacterized. The record is from RefSeq and is a predicted model, not a curated record. The coding region runs from base 1 to 1692 and encodes 563 amino acids. The transcript is spliced from 2 exons. Gene Ontology annotation, molecular function: protein binding. NCBI's taxonomy places the organism in Eukaryota, Fungi, Basidiomycota, Agaricomycetes, Agaricales, Mycenaceae.